GCAGCCAGGUUCAACGUGGCCUGCAGAUUGCCCUGAACUCAUCUCUCAAAGCUGCUACGGAGCCCAGGAAGGUCCAAGGAUGAACGGCUUCCUCCUCCUCCUCACCGUCAGUCUCCUGGUUGUGGUUCAGAUGCGAACAGGUGUCUUGGGACAGAAUGCUACCACAGCAGCCGCUGCCCCUGCUACUACACCUGCUAAAAAAGGUCCCGGCGGUGGUGCCACUGCUGCCGCCGCCGCCGCCGCCACCACUGCCAAAAAAACCCCUGGGAAACCCUCAAAGGCUGGGGCCUCACCCAUCAUGGAUGUGGGUGCCUGCAGUUUCCUCCUCCUUGCCAACAACUUAAUGUGCCUCUUCUACCUCAGCUGAGGUAGAGGCGUGGCUUCUGAAGCCCCACGCCCCUCACGCUGCUGCCACCAUCAGUAGUGAGAGACACCCCAACCCAGUCCUUGGGAAGGGGUGACCCCAGAGAUCCAAGGAGGUUAAAGUUGACAGCCAAUGGCCAGAAUGGCGAGGUACUGAUGGGAGCGGAGGGGUGUGACACCCAGCUAGGGCACAAUAAAUUUAUACUUAUGCUUAGAUGGG
Messenger RNA from Mastomys coucha (southern multimammate mouse), 583 nucleotides. Its product is annotated as CAMPATH-1 antigen-like. NCBI's taxonomy places the organism in Eukaryota, Metazoa, Chordata, Mammalia, Rodentia, Muridae. Gene Ontology annotation, biological process: positive regulation of cytosolic calcium ion concentration. The transcript has 2 exons. Gene Ontology annotation, cellular component: sperm midpiece. Bases 80 to 367 code for a protein of 95 amino acids. The record is from RefSeq and is a predicted model, not a curated record.